This is a messenger RNA of Micromonas pusilla CCMP1545, 225 nucleotides long. RefSeq lists its product as uncharacterized. The annotation marks the transcript as partial. The transcript has a single exon. Lineage: Eukaryota; Viridiplantae; Chlorophyta; Mamiellophyceae; Mamiellales; Mamiellaceae. The record is from RefSeq and is a predicted model, not a curated record. Gene Ontology annotation, molecular function: mRNA binding. Gene Ontology annotation, cellular component: cytoplasm; ribonucleoprotein complex; nucleus.
GGGUUCGCGCUGUACGUCAGCAACGUCGCGUGGGAGGCGGGGUGGCAAGAUCUGAAGGACCACUUCGCGCGGUUCGGACGCGUGUCGUUCGCGGACGUCGCGAGGGAUCGAGACACCGGCCGGAGCUUGGGCCGGGGGAUCGUUCGGUUCGACGACGAGGCGUCCGCGCGACGGGCGAUAGUGUACGGGAACGGGACCGUGUUCAUGGGGCGGGAGAUCAACGUG